AUGACUACUUACCAGCCAAAAUACCAAGGCACUUUAAAGAUACUUGCUCAUGACGGGCUCGAGCUUGUAGGUUACUCCCGUAAUUCUCCAACAGACAAUAGUACAGCAAAUACAACUCGAUUACUACAGUUGAUGGUUGAUAAUCUAAAGGAACGUUCAUUCGCUUCAAGAGUUUACGUAUCAUCGUCAAGUUGGGCGUCUACGCCCUUUGCAAAGCGUGAUAGUAAAGCUAAUGAUGGAAUAAUGAGUAACUUAAAAAGCAUUAAUGACAAUACACAAGACCUACUUGAAUACUUAAACGCCUGCGACCAUGAUAUAUGUCUAAUAUCUAUCGACUUUGCUAGUCUUACGACAAGAAGCGGUGAUUUAUUGAAGCUUAUAGAAGACAAUCUUGCAAUCAAGAAAAUUGCUACAGAAACUCUUACAGUCAACAAUGGAUUGUUUAUUAUUGAUGUUCAAGAUUUAAAAGAAAACCAAAGAAUGCUAAACCGAUUUGACAAUCGAAGUGUAUUUAUUAAUAGGCCAAAAUAAACUCGGACGUUGACGAAGACGAGACAAAGAAUGUGGCAAUAGACUUUCCAAGCCAUGCUUUAUUUUCUGUAAUAAAAUUUUCUAUUGUCUAUUUUUUUAUUCCUUUCUAUAUCGUGUUAUUUUUUAUGUGGAUUUUUGGGUGUGGAA
Messenger RNA from Rhizopus microsporus ATCC 52813, 678 nucleotides. RefSeq lists its product as uncharacterized. The transcript has a single exon. Lineage: Eukaryota; Fungi; Mucoromycota; Mucoromycetes; Mucorales; Rhizopodaceae. Bases 1 to 531 code for a protein of 176 amino acids. The record is from RefSeq and is a predicted model, not a curated record.